AUGCCCACCGUGGACGACAUUCUAGAGCACGUAGGGGAAUUUAACUUCUUUCAGAAACAAACAUUUUUCCUCUUAUCGCUGCUCUCUGCGUCCUUCGCCCCCAUCUACGUGGGCAUCGUCUUCCUGGGCUUCACCCCGGAGCACCGCUGCCUGAGCCCCGGCGUGGCCGCGCUGAGCCGGCGAUGCGGCUGGAGCCUGGCCGAGGAGCUGAACUUCACGGUGCCGGGCCCGGGGCCGCAGGGCGAGGCCUUCCCCCGCCAGUGCCGCAGCUACGAGCUGGACUGGAACCAGAGCGCCCUGGGCUGCGCGGACCCGCUGGCCGGCCUGGCCGCCAACAGGAGCCGCCUGCCGCUGGGCCCCUGUCGGCACGGCUGGGUGUACGACACGCCCGGCUCCUCCAUCGUGACCGAGUUUAACCUGGUGUGCGCCAACUCCUGGAUGCUGGACCUGUUUCAGUCGGCUGUGAACGUAGGAUUUUUGAUCGGUUCUGUGAGCAUCGGCUACAUAGCAGACAGGUUUGGCCGGAAGCUCUGCCUCUUGGCUACAAUCCUCAUCAACGCUACAUCUGGAGUCCUCAUGGCCAUUUCCCCAACCUAUACGUGGAUGUUAAUAUUCCGCUUCAUCCAAGGGCUGGUCAGCAAGGCAGGCUGGUUAAUAGGCUACAUCCUGAUGACAGAGUUUGUCGGGCUGAGCUACCGGAGGACAGUGGGCAUCCUUUACCAAGUCGCCUUCACCGUGGGGCUCAUAGUGCUGGCCGGGGUGGCGUUCGCGCUGCCGCACUGGAGGUGGCUGCAGCUCGCGGUGACUCUGCCCAACUUCUGCUUCCUGCUCUAUCAUUGGUGCCUGCCUGAGUCCCCGAGGUGGCUCAUCUCCCAGAACAAAAGUGCUAAAGCCUUGAGGGUCAUGAAGCACAUCUCACAGAAGAACAGAAAACCUAUGCCCGCGUCGCUUCAGAGCCUCAGACCUGACGAGGAGGCCGGCGAGACGUUGAAUCCCUCAUUUCUUGACUUGGUCAGAACUCCUCAGAUAAGGAAGCACACUUUGAUCUUGAUGUACAACUGGUUCACGGGCUCUGUGCUCUACCAGGGCCUCAUCAUGCAUAUGGGCCUCGCAGGGGGCAACAUCUACCUGGACUUCUUCUACUCUGCCCUGGUCGAAUUCCCAGCCGCCUGCACCAUCAUCCUCACCAUUGACCGCAUCGGGCGCCGUUAUCCGUGGGCCGUGGCAAACAUGGUGGCGGGGGCGGCCUGUCUCGCCUCGGUCUUUAUCCCUGAUGACCUACAAUGGCUAAGAGUGACCGUCGCGUGCUUGGGUCGAAUGGGGAUUACAAUGGCCUACGAAAUGGUUUGCCUGGUCAACACGGAGCUGUACCCCACCUUCAUCAGGAAUCUCGGCGUCCUCGUCUGCUCCUCAAUGUGUGACAUCGGCGGCAUCGUCACGCCGUUCCUGGUGUACCGGCUCACCGACGUCUGGCAUGAGCUCCCACUGGUGAUUUUUGCCGUGGUUGGCCUGAUCGCCGGGGGGCUGGUGCUGUUGCUGCCAGAGACCCAAGGGAAGACUUUGCCGGAGACUAUUGCCGAGGUUGAAAACAUGCAGAGACCAAGAAAAAACAAAGAAAAGAUGAUUUACCUCCAAGUCAAGAAACAAGACAUUCCACUGAACUAA
Messenger RNA from Molossus molossus (Pallas's mastiff bat), 1665 nucleotides. It is a transcript of the gene SLC22A2, whose product is annotated as solute carrier family 22 member 2. NCBI's taxonomy places the organism in Eukaryota, Metazoa, Chordata, Mammalia, Chiroptera, Molossidae. The transcript has 11 exons. Bases 1 to 1665 code for a protein of 554 amino acids. The record is from RefSeq and is a predicted model, not a curated record. Gene Ontology annotation, cellular component: membrane. Gene Ontology annotation, biological process: transmembrane transport.